Leptinotarsa decemlineata (Colorado potato beetle) is the source of this 551-nucleotide messenger RNA. RefSeq lists its product as uncharacterized. The record is from RefSeq and is a predicted model, not a curated record. Gene Ontology annotation, biological process: sensory perception of smell. NCBI's taxonomy places the organism in Eukaryota, Metazoa, Arthropoda, Insecta, Coleoptera, Chrysomelidae. Gene Ontology annotation, molecular function: odorant binding.
GCGUUUUUUCGCACAGUUCAUUUUUACUUGAUUUCUGUGUUCUGUUAACAGCUUUUGACGUUAACCUGAAAAAAUUGAUCAAAAAUGAGAAUUUGUAUUCUGAUAUUUCUUGUGUUCGUUUCCUUCGUCUUCUCACAGAUGAUACCACCAAACCAGUUGGCCACCCUGAUGCGCUACCACAAGGAGUGCCAAAGGAAAACAGGGAUCUCUGACAACGUAGCCAUGGGAAUUGCAGCAGGCAAGUUUCCCAACGACCCAGUGCUGCAAAACCAUCUUUUCUGCAUCCACCAGAAGCUGGGUUUCCAAGAUCAGAACGGAAACUUGCAGAAAAGUGUUAUCGCUUCCACUAUUCAACUUGCCCUACCCACUUCCAUGAAUGCGCAGGAUAUGGUGGAUACCUGCGCUGUGCAGAGUGGCUCUCCUGGUCAGACUGCCCUGGAUAUGGAUCGGUGUAUGUUCGGGAUAAUAAGGGGUAGCCAGGGAUAAGUUACCAGAAAGGAGAUGAACAUAUUAUGUGUUAUUAAGUUUAAUAAAACAUUGAUGCAUAAAAA